Colletotrichum truncatum is the source of this 549-nucleotide messenger RNA. RefSeq lists its product as uncharacterized. NCBI's taxonomy places the organism in Eukaryota, Fungi, Ascomycota, Sordariomycetes, Glomerellales, Glomerellaceae. The record is from RefSeq and is a predicted model, not a curated record.
AUGCGCUUCCAAUCCCUCACAGCCGCCGCCCAGGCCCUCCUCCCACUCCAAGCCCUCGCGGCCGCCGUCCCGGCGUCCACGACCCCGGAAGUAAUCUCCGAGAAAACCCUGGACUCGGGCGUCAUCCUCCGCGUCUACGCCCCUCUCAACAGCACAACCCAGGUAGACGCCGACGCCGACGCCGAACCCGAACAGACCAUCGAGAAGCGCGACUACUGCGGCGAAUCGGGCCAGUCCUUCGGCACAAACGACGCCGCCACGCUCUCGGCCCAGCUGCAGAAGAUCGGCCCCAACGACAUGACCUACGUCGGCCACCACCAGACCGUCACCUUCCAGUGGGGGUCGGCCAAGAUCUGCAUCUACAACGCGUACUGGUCGCAGAACACGCACGUGUCCAACUGGGAGGCCGGCUGGGUCACGGGUUACAUCAAGAACAAGUGCUGCAGCGGGAACAUGUGUGGCGGCGGCACUGCUGUCGCGCAUGGUGAUAGCGGUCUCGCGCUGACUUGUCAGCUUAUGAACUCUGGAACUGCGUGUCCCGUUUAUUAG